Pangasianodon hypophthalmus (striped catfish) is the source of this 2625-nucleotide messenger RNA. It is a transcript of the gene tmpob, whose product is annotated as thymopoietin b. Gene Ontology annotation, molecular function: DNA binding. Bases 169 to 1278 code for a protein of 369 amino acids. The record is from RefSeq and is a predicted model, not a curated record. NCBI's taxonomy places the organism in Eukaryota, Metazoa, Chordata, Actinopteri, Siluriformes, Pangasiidae. The transcript has 7 exons.
CGUUUGCUCUGCACCAAUCCCAGCACGCCUUACUAAACCAAACUAGCCAAUAGGCGCUCGUUUUAUUUCACAGUGCCAGCUAGAGGCGCGCACGGGCCAUCGGGAUACAGCAAACCAGUAACAGAGAUACACUGUGUCUACUUUGGUCUGGAAACAAGCCGGUAAAGCAUGGCGGAAUUCCUUGAAGACCCGUCCGUUCUCACAAAGGACAAGCUUAAGAGCGAACUGCUUGCGAACGAGGUUCCUCUUCCCAGCGGCGAGCACAGGAAAGAUGUUUAUGUCCAACUUUACCUCAAACACCUGACCGUCCUGAACAAGAAACACUCUCCAGCCGAUACUUUCUCCAGUGACGACGAAAUAACACCAGUCAUCUCUAACAGAAGUCGAUCAGGAAAAAAAGCUACAAAAAAGACGGAUAAGAAUCGAAAAGAGGAGGUGGAUGUUGCCAGUCUGACCGACAGCGACUUGAAGGAUCAGCUGCUGAAGUAUGGCAUCAAUCCUGGUCCUAUAGUCGCCUCAACUCGUAAGCUUUAUGAGAAGAGACUACAGAAGCUGUUGGAUCAACCUUCUUCAGAGAUCACACCACCUGAACCUGAGACUGCAGUUCCAGAGACCGUACCUGUGAAGGCUGACGGCAGUCAGAACGGCAACACACACACGGUGGAGGAUCAGUACAGCGACAAGGAAGAAGAUGUUGAACCAGUGCCAGAGCCAGUUCCUAUAGCACCAAAACCCGUGAGAAGCCGAGGAAAAACACCCGUGACCACCAGGACAAGCAGCCGACACAGCAGUAAGCAGGUAGAGGAGACAACAGCAGCUCACGAGCGGUCAUUUUCUGUGGACAGAGGUGAUAUUUUAAAAGAAAUAUUCCCUAAUGAACCUCCUACACCCACAGGCAUUAGUGCUACCUGUCGGCGGCCUAUCCAUGGGGCAGCUGGGCGUCCAGCGAGGCCGCUUGACCUCUGGCCAGAGGAAUCUCUCCUACACCAGCGUGUGUUCACAACCACCAAGUCAUCAUUCACACACAGUCACAGCACUCCAUCACAUGCUCUGUCAUUCUCUCCACCGUCUGAGCUGCGUCCACGCCGUCGCUCCUUCUCCAUCUGGCUCAAACUGCUGGUGUUCCUCAUGCUGGCUGCCUCACUUUACUAUGUCUUUCAGAAUGUGAGCAGUGAGCAGAUCGACUCCUGCAUGCUCUUCUUACAGGACAGGGUGGUCACGCCCCUCCUAACUGCGAUUGGUGUUAUUAGCCAGGAAGAGAAUUCUGGGAGCGAGUGAAUGCAUCUUCUCCCAGUGUGUGCAUGAGCUGUCUCUAUUCUCAGACUUGAGCCCAUCUGAUCCCCAUCUGAUAGAUUGGAGGAUCAACAUAUUGGCAGGGUUUGUGUUUAAUUAUUGCAGUCCAACUUCUCAGUCAUGUCCAGUUUUUAAUUAGUCUUUAAACUGUGUGAACUGUGUUUUCAUCUUGCCUUUUGCUUUUACUGUUUUGUAGCAGGUUACCAGGUCAGGAGGAAAUAGUGAUUUUUAUAGCCUUGUAUCAUGAUGAAACAAUUUCCACUAUGUUGCCUGUAGUGCUUCUAGACAUACUCCAUUAAAAAACAGAUUUGUUUUAGAUAUCAUCUAAAGGGCAUUAGUAUAUGUUAAUCACAGGCAUUGAUGCUCAUCACAAUGUGAGUUUAAAAUGUCGGGGCAUGCUAAAACGUACUAUUUUGUGUGCAGUGGAUUUUUAGAAAAGAUUACUGUAUGUACAUACAUUUUUUUCUGUGCUGGUUAAUUUUAAUCUGUUAUCAGGAUAGCAAAGAUAUAUUCUUUUGUAAUUAUAUCUUUAUGUUUCUGUCUAUGUGUGUAGUAGCAUGGAAAUGUGCACAAACUACUAGUCUACUUGGUCAGUUAUGAAGUUUGCUUUUAGGGCCACUCGUGCUGGUUCGGCAUCAGCCCCUCGUCCACAUCUCUACACUAUCUGCUCUCCUCUCAGGCUAUAGACAUGAUUUUUAUUCAUUUAUGUAUGACUGGUUUUGUGUUAGGUGUCGACUCAUUAGGUAUGUUAUCUAUAUGUGUUGUGAAAGUAUACUUGUCAAAUGCUGUAAGUCGUCAUAACACAAAGUUUAACCACCCUGCCUGUUUUUCCCUUUUGGGCAAACGCUGGUUUUCAUCUAGGUGAAAUAUUUUCUCUGCUGCAGCUGAAAAAAAAAAAUCAGAAGAUCACGUGUGCGUCUGUUUGACAAGCAUGAAGUAGUGUAGAACCUUUUAGUUCAAAUACAUACAUUUACAGUAAACACAGUAAAUACAGUUUUUGUCUUUUACUACUUGGAUUUGAAAAUGUCUGCUUUUUAACUGCAAUAUUUUUCUAAUGUUUUUUCUUCUAAAAAUAUCUUUUUAAAGACAAGUAAACACAGUUCACUGGAAUGAUAUGUGCUAGUGAGUUGCAGCAAACAUUUAAGUUUAAACCUACUGUCUGAAAGACAGAAAGUGUUUUUAAAAAUGGACAUAAAUUUUGCACUUUGUCACAGGGCAGCUAAUAGGAUCAAAUGGUUAACUGGAACGUUUCAUUCUGGAUGAACUGGGUGUCUAUCAUUGGUUAAAUAAAACAAUUGUGUGAAAUAAAAAAAAAUAUGAAAGACAGCUGAA